AUGAGCUUCGCAGGCAUGCUGAACCGGCUUCACGGCCAACCCGAGAGCUACGAUAAGAAGGCCAAAUACAGAUUCGGUCGAACUCUCGGUGCUGGAACAUAUGGUGUCGUUCGUGAGGCUGAUGGCCCCACGGGCAAGGUGGCCGUCAAGAUUAUCCUGAAGCGAAAUGUCAAGGGUAACGAGCAGAUGGUCUACGACGAGCUCGAGAUGCUCCAGAAGCUCAAGCAUCCUCACAUUGUCAAGUUUGUCGACUGGUUCGAGUCGAGGGACAAGUUCUAUAUCGUCACACAGCUCGCGACCGGCGGUGAGCUCUUCGAUCGUAUCUGCGAGCAGGGCAAGUUCACCGAGAAGGAUGCCGCCGAAACUAUCAAGCAGGUCCUGCUUGCAGUCGAUUUCCUGCACAAGAACCAGAUCGUCCACAGAGAUCUCAAGCCCGAGAACCUGCUCUACCUGAGCAAGGAUCCCGACUCCGAUCUCGUCCUUGCUGAUUUCGGCAUCGCCAAGAUGCUCGAUGGCAAGGGCGAGUCCCUCAAGACUAUGGCAGGCUCUUUCGGCUAUGCUGCCCCCGAAGUGAUGCGCAAGGAGGGCCACGGCAAGCCGGUUGAUAUGUGGUCCAUGGGUGUCAUCACCUACACCCUGCUCUGCGGCUACUCUCCCUUCCGAAGCGAAAACCUCCAGGACCUGAUCAGAGAGUGCACCGAUGGCUCUGUUGUUUUCCACGAGAGAUACUGGAAGGAUGUCAGCAACGACGCCAAGGACUUUAUCCUGCACUUGAUCAACCCCGACCCCGAUCAGCGCUGGACUAGCGAGGAAGCCUUGGGCCACAUCUGGCUCAGCGGAAAGAACGCCACCGACCACAACCUGUUGCCCGAGAUCAAGUCGUUCCGCGCGAGAAGCCGCUUCAGGCGCAUCAUCGAGAAGAUCAAGCUCCAGGCCCGAAUCCAGAAGCUCAGGGAGCAGGAGGAGGAUCCCGAGAACUCGGAUCUGUCGGCAAUUUUCAGCGAGGUCGCCAGAGCCAAGCUUGCCGACGACAAGGAGGAGAAGGAGGUGCUGCGUGUCACCGAGGAGGUCCAGAAGGAAGCCAAGCGCCGCAGCUUCCAGGCUUAA
Fusarium keratoplasticum is the source of this 1107-nucleotide messenger RNA. RefSeq names its product Calcium/calmodulin-dependent protein kinase. The record is from RefSeq and is a predicted model, not a curated record. Bases 1 to 1107 code for a protein of 368 amino acids. NCBI's taxonomy places the organism in Eukaryota, Fungi, Ascomycota, Sordariomycetes, Hypocreales, Nectriaceae. Gene Ontology annotation, biological process: cellular response to oxidative stress; protein phosphorylation. Gene Ontology annotation, molecular function: calcium/calmodulin-dependent protein kinase activity; ATP binding. The transcript is spliced from 6 exons.